Beta vulgaris subsp. vulgaris (sugar beet) is the source of this 2704-nucleotide messenger RNA. Its product is annotated as pentatricopeptide repeat-containing protein At5g66520. NCBI's taxonomy places the organism in Eukaryota, Viridiplantae, Streptophyta, Magnoliopsida, Caryophyllales, Amaranthaceae. The record is from RefSeq and is a predicted model, not a curated record. The coding region runs from base 210 to 1838 and encodes 542 amino acids. Gene Ontology annotation, biological process: RNA modification. Gene Ontology annotation, molecular function: protein binding; RNA binding. The transcript has 3 exons.
AUAGUUUCAUAUUUUCCACUACGGCCAUCUACGGGGUUGUGUUUUGUUCUCUUCAAACAGACACAGCAGUAGAAUUGCACAAUUUUCAGACAAAAACACUAAUGACUCUCCAAAUUUGGUUUUCCUCGCUAAAAUCAUGGAAUUGUAAGGAGUUAUCGACGUUUUUAAAUUAUAAUAACUAACCGCUUAAACAUUAGGGAAGAGGAACAAUGAUAGAAACCAAAUGUUCAUUCUUCAAAACCUCAUUUUCCUUGUUGCUUAAUCAAUGCAAAAGCAUGAAAGAGCUCAAAAAAAUUCAUGCCCAAAUUCUAAAAUCCCCAAAUUUCUCUGAAACAGACCGUUAUUUCCUCACAACUCGCCUGCUCUUCUUUUGCGCCAUUUCUGAGGCAGGUUCUCUUCCUUAUGCUACCAAAGUUUUCAACAAUUUAGGAAGAUCAAAUCUUUAUGUUUAUAAUGCACUUAUUAGAGCUUAUUCUAGCAAAUUAUUUUCUGGGCAGUCUAUAAAUUCUUGCCCUUCUUUAACACUUUAUGUUCAAAUGCUAAGAAAUGGCAUUAGCCCUGAUAAUCUUACUUUCCCAUUUAUUUUGAAGGAAUGUACGAGAAGGGUUGAUUGUUUAAUGGGUUUAUCUGUUUAUUCACAAGUUGUGAAAUCUGGGUUUCAUGAUGAUGUAUAUAUUCAGAAUUGUAUGAUUAGUUUGUUGUGUGAAUGUGGGUUUAUUGGUUGUGCACAGAAGUUGUUUGAUGAAAUGCCUGAAAGGGAUGUUGUUUCUUGGAAUUCAAUGAUUGUAGGGUGCUUGAGAAAUGGGGAACUUGAUUUAGCUUUGUGUAUGUUUAGGAGGAUGGCGAAACGGAGUAUUUAUACUUGGAAUUCUAUGAUAACAGGUUUUGUUCAAGCUGGGAAGUCAAAGGUUGCUUUGGAGUUGUUUCAAGAAAUGGAAUCGAUUAAGGAUGAUGUUAGGCCUGAUAAGAUAACACUUGCUAGUGUUCUCUCAGCUUGUGCAUCUCUUGGCGCGAUUCAUUAUGGAAGUUGGGUAUAUGAUUACCUCAAGAGGAGGGGCUUGCAGAUCGAUAUGGUGACUGCAACAGCUUUGAUUGACAUGUAUGGUAAAUGUGGACACGUAAACAAAGCAAUUGAAACGUUUAGAGGAAUGCCAAAGAAGGAUGUUUUGGCUUGGACAGCCAUGAUCUCGGUCUAUGCUCUUCAUGGGUAUGGGAACGAAGCUUUGGAUCUUCUAAAGGAGAUGGAAUUGCAGGAAGUGAAGCCUAACCAUGUCACUUUUGUUGGGCUUUUGUCAGCAUGUGCUCAUGCUGGCUUAGUAGAGGAAGGUCGACGGUGCUUUGAGAUGAUGACAUGUGUUUAUUCCAUUGAGCCUUGUGUUUAUCACUAUGCUUGUAUGGUUGAUAUACUCAGUCGAGCUGCACUUUUUGAUGAGGCAGAGAAGCUUAUCAAUGGCAUGCCAAUGGAGCCGGAUGCCUUUGUUUGGGGUGCAUUACUUGGUGGUUGUCAAAUGCACAAGAAUGUAGAGCUAGGGGAGAAGGUUGCUAUAAAAUUGAUUAAUUUGGAUCCCCUGAACCAUGCUUUCUACAUUAAUCUUUGUGAUAUAUAUGCUAAAGGUGGUAGAUUUAAUGAUGUAAAGAAAAUAAGAACCUUCAUGCAAGAGAAGGGAAUCAUAAAGGAUUUGCCAGGCUCUAGCAUGAUUGAAGUCGAUGGUGUUGUUCGUGAAUUUUCUGUUAGAGGAUCACCUGAACUUGUGAUGGAUGAACUAGUUUGGUUACUUCAUAGACUAAAUAAUAAGAUGAAGAUAGGUUCUCAAGGAAAUGAUCUGGAUGAUAUAUAACCAACUACAGUAGUUAUGAAUGUUUACUGAUGUUAUGGAAUUUGUAUGACUUCAACGGACUUAAUUCUUUAUUUACGUGGUGGCAUGGUCUUUACUUCAAAAUGAGACCUCAAAGAGUUCUAUGGAAGUAGAAGAUGUCCUGCGCUGCCUUCAGAAAAGAGAGUCUCACAUAAACACCUCAAAAUCAUAACUUGUAUCGUAGUAAAGAACAUGUGCAUGAAUAAUAUCCUAACAAUUUACUCAUUAUCAGCCACGAAAUGCAAUAAAGAAAAUUGAUUCUGAUGCGGUCUUGGACUUGACAGAACACGACUUCUGGAUUUAUACAAGAUACUGUGACCAUAUGGUGCGAAGUUUGAUGCUUUUCCCUCUGCAUACAGAAGAAUGCCAAAAAGCUUAUGGGAGGACGAAGAUGCUGAUAGUCCUUGCAUAGUGAACCAAGAAUUUGAUUGGCAAUGGUAUAGCUAAACUUUGAUUCAUUCAUAUUGGUUUAUUUUGUUUGAGGGGUUCAAAAAAUUUCCAGAGAAGAACUUGGUGUAUAUAGCCAUUAAUUCUGGUGACCAUUUCCUGAUCAAGCCAAGUUCAAGCUGCAAGAUAUGAAGAAAGUUAAAUUUCCAGACAUUUUUUCACUAGUAGUUGAGCGAAAGCUAUAUUCUACCUAUGCAAAGGGACUAAUGAAGCCGACCAGGUAAGUAUAUGAGUUUCACUCUAUUUUUUUCGAUGGAAAUGAAAGGCCGUAAAUUCUGUAUAAAUAAAUUGAAUCAUCUUGCAAGUAAAAUGCUUUUCUUGCUUUUACAUUUUCAUCUAAAUUUUGUAAUAAAUUUGAAAUUCUCACUACUCGUUUAUAUGUGAAGAUGAGUUUUUCUUUU